Molecule: messenger RNA, 1211 nt
Organism: Ambispora gerdemannii
Lineage: Eukaryota; Fungi; Glomeromycota; Glomeromycetes; Archaeosporales; Ambisporaceae
Source: the annotation of a GenBank genome assembly
UAGAAUCGCGAAAAUCAACACGUCUCCGUAAACAUACGUCUUUAAGUCUAAUACGGUGGAUGAACGAGAUAUAUACUUUCACUGGCGAACUUAUCAACGAUCAUCUUGGACAACACGACGCCGAAAGUAAUAAUUCCUCUCAAGUACAGCCAUAUUGCUCUUUUUGUUUUCCACCACCAAGAGAAUUUACCCUUCCGUUUCGACGAUUUUGGCUUUGGAUUGAAUUGGCAGGAGCUUGUGCAUAUAAUCGCAUCACGCAGCAAACGUUUGACGAGUUAAUUUCAUACGAUUACGGGGAGGUACACCCAUCAAUUAUUAGACAACGAAUAACUCGGGCGUUCGAACAAAACAUUCACAUUGAUCAAGAAGACGAGGAAUUUUCUGAUGAUCAUUAUUCCGAGACCGUUGACACCGAAACGCAGACACAAAAAGACUAUCCGAGAAACGGCUCAGAAGAAUCGAUAAUUUACGAGGAGAAUCCCCAACACAACAAUGGAUGCCAUGAUGAACGUAAUCCAAGGACUAACCCUCGACCGAAUAUGGAAAAUCAAUCAACAAAUAAUGGACUCACCCAGAAUAAUGAUACCAACGCCGCUCUACUUGCACAAAUUCAAGAAUUAACCAACGCACUCCAACAACAGAACAGUAGUAACUCUUUGUUAGGUAUACACGGAUCUCUGGCUGGAGAAAAGAAAUCUCGUCAGGACCACCGGUAUAAUCCAUUAAACAAGAAGCAUCAUACUCGAAGUACCGUCAAUGAAAAUGAAGAAGUCGAGGAAGAAGUAAUUAUCGGAGAUGAUGAUAUGGAAAAAGCUGGCCCAGAAUGCUCACCGACUAGGAUUGGUAAAAGAAAACCAAGAGAAGUGUCCAUGAUUACAGACCCCCUUGAACAAACAGCGGAACAGGCUGGGGAAAUUACGACUGAAACUCGCCAUGACACAUGGUAUGAACAAUGUGAUGAAGCUCAGAAGAUUAUUGAAGACACUAUGCAAGAGGAAAUCACGCCAACUGUCGACCUUAUUGAAAUUGAAAAAAUGUUCGAAGAAAUAUUCCACUUUCUCCUCGACGCUCAAAAAGAAAUCGAGGAAAUGGAAUUUCUCAACGAAAGUGAUAAUAAAUACGAAUCCUAUACAAAACUCUUAAACAAUUAUUAUCCUUGUAACGAUAAUGAGAAGGAACAAACGAUUAGUAAGAUUCCUAUACAUGAAGAA